AUGUUCAACUUCUAUGAGCCCAUGAUGGGGGGCCACUUCGAGGCGACCUAUCGGGCGUUCCCGCUCGCCUUCAUCGACAAGCAGAGCGCCGAGUACGGCGACAAAGUGAUCCUUCCACCCUCAGCGCUCGACCGGCUGGCGUCCCUGCACAUUGAGUACCCCAUGCUGUUCAAGGUGGAGAAUGGUGCCACGGGACGCUUCACACAUUGUGGCGUGCUGGAGUUCAUUGCGCAGGAAGGCCAUGUCUACCUGCCGCGCUGGAUGAUGCAGAACCUGCUUUUGACGGAGGGCCAGGCCGUCAAGUUCCGCAACAUCUCCCUGCCCAAGGGCUCCUACGUGAAGCUGCAGCCUGUGACCUCCGACUUCCUUGACAUCUCAAACCCCAAAGCCGUGCUGGAGCGCACCCUACGCAGCUACAGCUGCCUCACGGUCAAUGACUGUUUCGUGUUCCACUACAACAACAAGGUCUGCGGUUGUGGGGACUACGAAAUUGAGGUGCGCGAGGCCAAACCUGCCGAAGCCAUCUCCAUUAUCGAGACAGACUGCCAGGUGGAGUUUGAGGCACCCAAGGACUACAAGGAGCCGCAGCGCGUGCCCCCACCCGCCCCCGCCCCACAACCCGCUCCCGCUGCUGCCGCCGGCCCCGCGCCUGAGGAGGAGCAGGAGCAGCAGCCUGCGUUCACGGCGUUUGUGGGCCAGGGGCGGCGGCUCGACGGUAAGGCGGCCAGCAGCUCUCCCUCACCCGCGGGAGGCCCGGCGGCGGCCGCUGCCGCGCGGGCGGCCGCUGCUGGAGCAGCAGCGGGUGCGAGCACAAGCGGCGGCGGCAGCAAGCCAGCCGGCGGGACCGGUAGCAGCGGGGGUGACGGCGGGCCGCGGUCCAAGGCAGGGACGUUUGUGAGCACGGGCAACCGCCUGCUGGACAAGCUGCAGCGGGAAAAGUUGCAGCAGCAAGGCGGCGCGCCGGCCCCUGCGGCGCCCGCGGCUGCUCCGGCUGAGGAGCCCAAGGAGCCGGAAGCCCCCAAGUUUCAGGCCUUCAAGGGCAAGGGCUACUCACUGAAGGGAUGA
Messenger RNA from Monoraphidium neglectum, 1065 nucleotides. RefSeq lists its product as hypothetical. Gene Ontology annotation, molecular function: polyubiquitin modification-dependent protein binding. The transcript is spliced from 6 exons. Gene Ontology annotation, cellular component: VCP-NPL4-UFD1 AAA ATPase complex. The record is from RefSeq and is a predicted model, not a curated record. The coding region runs from base 1 to 1065 and encodes 354 amino acids. Lineage: Eukaryota; Viridiplantae; Chlorophyta; Chlorophyceae; Sphaeropleales; Selenastraceae.